GGGGGGGGAAGAGAGGAAAAGAAGGAGCGCGCGAGAGCUCGAGCCUGACUGAGUCCCUCAGUCAGAAAGCCGGGUCGGAAGAGUCGGAGCCAAGAAGAAAAGAGGUGUGAAUUGUAUAGUUGUAUGUGCGGUAACAACAUGUCUGUCCCCCUCCUUGCUGAUGCUGUGACCGUUUCAGGGACAGAGCGGGAGACUGCAGCGGUCAUUUUUUUGCACGGGCUUGGUGACACAGGGCACAGCUGGGCUGAUGCUCUGUCUUCUAUCCGGCUCCCUUACGUGAAAUACAUCUGCCCUCAUGCACCCAGGAUCCCUGUCACUCUCAACAUGAAGAUGGUUAUGCCCUCCUGGUUUGAUUUAAUGGGGCUAAGUCCGGAUGCACCAGAAGAUGAAAGUGGCAUUAAAAAAGCUGCUGAGAACAUUAAAGCUGUAAUUGACCAUGAAGUAAAAAAUGGGAUCCCAGCCAACCGAAUCAUCUUGGCAGGCUUUUCACAGGGGGGCGCCCUCUCCCUCUACACAGCGCUCACUUGCUCUCACCAGUUGGCUGGCAUUGUGGCCCUCAGCUGUUGGCUCCCCCUGCACAGGACCUUCCCUCAAGCAGCAAGUAAUGGUGUGAACAAAGAUAUCGCCAUUCUCCAGUGCCAUGGCGAGAUGGACCCAAUGAUCCCAGUGCGCUUUGGAGCUCUCACUGCAGAGAAGCUGAAGGGGGUUGUGAAUCCUAGUAGAAUCCAGUUCAGAACCUACCCAAGAAUGAUGCACAACUCUUGCCCUCAGGAGAUGAUGGCCGUGAAAGACUUCAUUGAGAAGCUGUUGCCCAGGAUUUAAGCCGAGCUAGUCAAGACUGUUUCAGGGAGAGGAGACAGAGGUCACCAGCUUUGAUCUUGAACCCUUGACCUGUUGGCUGCAAUUGGAAGCCAUGGCAAUCCACCUCCUCACCAGUCACUCGUCUCCUUUCUUGGGCCUCCCCCUCCUGCCUGUGCUGUCCCCCCUCCUGUGCAAAGGGAGGGGAGAGGGCCCUUCUCUCUCACAUGGCGGGUGAAGGUACCAAGUGGUUUUAAGGUACAGCUGAGAUCCUAAUCUUGCAGAUUAUUAUUUCAGUCGCCUUUCAGUAUUUCCCUAUUCUCUCCUCUCUCCUAUUCUGUCUAUCCCUACUCCCCCCCCCCCCCCAACCCCCAAAACCAAAUCUAAACAUAAACUGCCUGCUGUGGCAAAGAACUGUGUGGUAGCCAGAGGCUUAAAGCAAAAGGUAUUAAGAGAUGGUAUUCUGGCUAUUACAGUACUUUCAAAGGAGUUUCACAGUUCAGUCUUCUGAACUGUCCAUCAAGCAUCCUUCCCCUCAUGAUUCUCAGCCCGUCCCACUUCAUAUUUCACUGGGACCAUUUUAGCGAUGCAGGCAGGCUCCACUUUCUCAGGCCUGCCUGGCAAGGCAGGAAAUCUGUUUCUGCUCUGCGCAGGCUAUCGGCUUGCCACGCUGUGUACCACACAUUCUCCUCCAAACUUCCCUCAGCAAAAAAAGGAAGAGUUGUGUUGCGUCGAAGGCCCACGGCCGGUUGGUCCCCCAGAGGCAGCUUGUAACACUGGCAGCUGCUCCACCAGUCCCUACCCUGAUUGGAGUGAUAAGGUGGUGGAGAGGACCCACUGCGCCAGGAAUCACUCCACUUUGUGUGUUAUGGACUGUUUUAUAUUGUGUUCUCUGAUCCACGCUACCUUUAUCCUGACCCCUGGGGUCCUUUUUGUUUUUGUUGGGAUCAAGAGAAGAUGGCGAUUCAGGGGAGCGGACUCAAGAUAGCUCUGGCCAGUAGGCCUCUCUAGGGUACGGUCUCUGACAAUUCCACUUAAAAGUCUGGGCAGUGCUCAGACAAUGGCUGCUCUAGCCUGCUAUGCCAGCUUGUGUUCCUGCCCAGUCACACCAAGCAAGUGCAAGCUGGGUUUUGGUGUGUGCCACGUUGCCAGAAUUGUGCUCCUGCCUCACCACCCCUCCUUUCCCGUGUGGUUCCCCGAGUCCAUCGUCUCUUGUUUCCCCCCUGAGAUCCGGCUUGUGCCUCAGAGCAGCGUGUGCUGUUGAACAGCAGCAGUGUUUCUUUCCCUUCUCUCCCUUGCUCCAGUGAGUCCUCCCUGUGGGCUUGUAGGACUUGCAGCCAGGGAUGAGAUGCAACUUCAAAAGGAACUCCCCCCCCCCCGCCCCCCCUUUCUUUGGUUUUGGCGAAGGGCUAGUCUUGUCUCGUGGGUCACCUCGCCACCUGUUCUGUGUGCGGACUUUGCGCCCUUCCUUCUCCCUGCCCUAUGCAGUCCUUUUCACUGGGCAACAGCAAUAAGAAGACACAGGACUAGGACAUGUCUCUCCUUUCCCCGCCUGACUUUGGGGAUGGGAUAGAGACAGGCUUACCCAACAAGCCAUUGAAGUUCCAUCGCAUUUUGGGGGAAGCUGAAUCAAGAUACUUGUGAAACCGCAGCUCCCUCUCAUGCCCCGUGCUUGGUAAUCCAACCAGCAUUGCCAAUGCCCUCUGCAAAAUUGGCUCCUGUUCUCAGAAGAUGGACUUGUGGAGAUGGCAUGAGUGUGGCUCUUGUGUG
Molecule: messenger RNA, 2568 nt
Organism: Notechis scutatus (mainland tiger snake)
Lineage: Eukaryota; Metazoa; Chordata; Lepidosauria; Squamata; Elapidae
Gene: LYPLA2
Product: lysophospholipase 2
Biological process (GO): protein depalmitoylation
Cellular component (GO): cytoplasm
Molecular function (GO): carboxylic ester hydrolase activity; palmitoyl-(protein) hydrolase activity
Source: RefSeq, a predicted model, not a curated record